CGUUCAAGCGCACACAAGACGAAAGAUAGUUUGCGCGAAGAAAAUCUGCUUUUGCAUUAUCAUUGCCUCCUCCGACGAACUUUCAGUUCUCGAGCUUCCGACCCCCCUCCCCCCCGGGGCCUUUUAUCGGCUAAUCAAAUUCAAACAAAUCGUGCCAGUAAUAAACUCAAAAUGCUUCCAUUGAUCCACGUUUUGUUACUAUUUUCCUCGCUGUUAUCGUUUUCCCCGUCAAUCAGUGCAUCGCAGGAACAUCAGUUCAAGGUGGAUGCGAAGGUAUUGGAACUGGAAGAAUCCGAUUUCGAUUCUGUUAUAUCAACUUUCGAUUAUAUUCUUGUCAAUUUCUACGCCCCUUGGUGUGGCUACUGCAAACGCCUUGCUCCAGAGUUGGAUAAAGCUGCCCCUGUUCUAGCUGGAUUGAAACAGCCCAUAAUUGUGGCAAAAAUAGAUGCUGACAAAUACAAGCGUCUAGCUUCCAAGCAUGAAAUUGAUGGGUAUCCGACUCUGAAGAUGUUUAUCCAUGGAGUUCCUUCAGAUUAUUAUGGACCACGAAAAGCAGAUUUACUUGUUCAAUUCCUGAAGAAAUUCAUUGCUCCUGAUGUUGCUAUUCUCAAUUCAGACUCCGCUAUUAGUGAAUUUGUUGAUGCAGCUGGUACUCAUUUUCCUAUAUUCAUAGGAUUUGGCUUAAAUGAGUCCGUGAUAUCAAACUUGGCCGUCAAGUAUAAGAAGAAAGCAUGGUUUUCAGUUGCAAAAGAUUUCUCGGAUGCAAUUAUGACCAAAUAUGAUUUUGAUAAGGUGCCUGCUUUGGCUUCCAUUCAUACAGCCCAGAAGGAACAGAGCAUCUUUUCUGGGCCUUUUGAAGAGCAAUUUCUCGAAAAUUGUAUAAAACAGAAUUUGUUCCCUCUGGCAUUGCCCAUCAAUGAAGAUACACUGCAGUUGCUGAAAGAUGAUGAUAGGAAAAUUGUGUUAUCCAUCGUACAGGAUGAAGCAGAUGAGAAAUCGCUGGGAUUAAUAAGAAUUUUGAAGGCUGCUGCAUCUGCAAAUCGCGACUUAAUAUUUGGGUAUGUUGGGGUCAAGCAAUGGGAAGACUUUACUGAAUCAUUUGAAGUUGAUAAGAAAACGAAGCUGCCAAAAAUGAUUGUUUGGGAUGGAAACGAGAAGUAUUUUUCGAUUAUUGGCUCAGAAAGCAUUGAAGAAACUGAUAUUGGUACACAAAUCUCUCGUUUUCUUGAAGACUACAGAGAAGGAAAUGUAAUACAAAAACGUAUUACUGGUCUGUCCUUCAUUGAUUUUAUAGGCUCACAGAUGGGAAUCAGAUUAGUUUUAAUGAUUAUAUUUGUGGUGGCUGUCAUGAUACUGAUCCUCACAAUUGGUAAGGAGGAACCUCCAAGGGUUGGCAGAAGAGACCAGGUUGAUCACGGUGGGAGCUCUGUCUCUCAGAAAGAAGCCAUUGAGUUACUUCGAGCCACUGACAAGGAAGAUUGAUCUUAUGCUUGUUGUGAUCCUCUUAAUCAAAUUACAGGCAACUGCUAGUUUAAAACUUUCUCGUGUUUCAACAUUUGCUGAAAAAUGACAAAACAAGAGGGUAUCUGAUACAGAAGAGUGGUGCUAUUUCGGACUAAGAAUGUGCAGGUAUUUGGCAUUAAUCUUUCUGAAAGAGAUCAUUUUGAAUAUUUAUUGUGUUUUCUACAAACAAGUUGUAUUCAAUAUGUACUGUACAUAAAUGGCAUUACCAAGAAUUCUACUCAACACUCGAGUAGGAUUACGGAGCGUGCCUCUUCAAGAUUAUACGUAGCUGACAUGGCAAUGUAUGUGUGUUGACGCAUUGGAUUGGAUAAAUUUGAACAUGACAAUUGAGAUAUUUGUUACAUAUACUUUCUUAAUCAUGUUGAGUCUGGGAUAAGAUACAUGUCCAU
Messenger RNA from Olea europaea var. sylvestris, 1913 nucleotides. RefSeq names its product protein disulfide-isomerase 5-2-like. Gene Ontology annotation, cellular component: endoplasmic reticulum. Bases 172 to 1482 code for a protein of 436 amino acids. NCBI's taxonomy places the organism in Eukaryota, Viridiplantae, Streptophyta, Magnoliopsida, Lamiales, Oleaceae. Gene Ontology annotation, biological process: protein folding; response to endoplasmic reticulum stress. The record is from RefSeq and is a predicted model, not a curated record. The transcript is spliced from 5 exons. Gene Ontology annotation, molecular function: protein disulfide isomerase activity.